UAGUGCAGCCUAGCCAUAGAGGUAGUCACCAUGACUGAGUUUGGAGACUUUAUAAGUGCUCUGGGGGAGUUUGGGCUAUAUCAGAAAUUUCUGGUACUGUUGCUCUCCCUCCCACUACUUCUUAGUCCUUUCCAAAUGAUAGGCCAAGUGUUCAUGGUUGUGGAUGUGCCACAUCACUGCAACACCAGCUGGAUCCGUGCUGUCGGCCCCAACCUGACCGAGGAAGAGCAGCUGAACCUCACCCUGCCCCGGGACAUGGACGGAGCAUACGAGCAGUGCUCCAUGUACUCGCCGGUGGACUGGGACCUCAGCUCCAUCAUGGCGUACGGCCUGAAUGCUACGGAGAAGUGCAGCAGUGGCUGGGUGUACCCCUCAGCACAACCGCCAUCCCUGCUGACCGAGUUUGACCUGGUGUGUGACAGAAAGGACCUGAAUGACAUCUCUCAGUCCGUCUACAUGGCAGGGCUUCUUCUAGGAUCCGUGAUGUUUGGGCCGCUAAGUGACAGGAUAGGCCGUCGGCCAGUCUUUCUGAUCUGCCUCGUCUUCCAGGGCUUGUUUGGUGUAGGAAUUGCCUUUGUGCCCCAUUUCUAUGUGUACAUGGCCUUCAGGUGUGUCGUUGGGGCUUCGGUCUCAGGAAUUCUGAUUACUGCCUUGGCCUUAGCUACAGAAUGGGUUGGUGUCUCCUUCCGGCCAAAGGCAGUGCUUAUUUCUCAUUGCUGUUUCGCCAUUGGACAGAUGAUUUUGGCUGGUUUGAGUUACGGUAUUCGCAACUGGAGGCUGCUGGAGCUUGCAGGAUCUGCUCCUGUAUUUGCCCUUUUCUUCUACUUCUGGGUGCUACCAGAAUCAGCGCGGUGGCUGGUGACAAAAGGCAGAACAGAAGAAGCUAAGAAGGUCCUUCAGAAGGCAGCGUCCAUCAACAAGCGCACCAUCCCACCAGGACUCCUUGAGCAGUUGAAGCCUGAGACACAGCCCAAGUCUGCAAGUAUUCUGGAUCUCUUUCGGAAGAAGCACCUCUGGAAGGUGACUUUAAUCAUGUCGUGCACCUGGUUUGCAGACAGCCUUGUCUAUUAUGGGCUGAGUCUGAAUGUGACAAGUUUUGGUCUGGACAUCUACCUGACGCAGCUUGCCUUUGGGGCGGUGGAAUUACCAGCUCGGUUUUCCUGCAUUUUCCUGCUGCAGUGGUUUGGGAGGAAGAAAACCCAGGCCGUUCUCCUCCUGCUGUCUGGCCUGAUGUGUCUCAUCAUCACUGGCAUCCCUGAAGACCAGCCCAUGGCAACCACUGUCCUGGCCAUCAUCGGCAAGUUUACAGCCACGGCCUCCUUCUCCACCUCCUACGUCUACUCUGCAGAGCUCUUCCCCACAGUCAUCAGGCAGACCGGCGUGGGGCUGUGCUCGAUGUCAGCACGGGUGGCAGGGAUCAUUGCCCCACUGAUCCACCUCCUGAGCCAGUACCACCGGGCCAUCCCCAUGGCCAUCUUUGGGAGUGCCCCCGUGGUGGUGGGGCUGCUCUGUUUCCUGCUGCCUGAGACCCGCGGCGCCGACCUGGCGGACAACACAGGGGCAGCCACCCCACAGAUGAGCAGCAAGAGACCAGAAAUUUUGCCCAAGAGAGACACCACAGAGGAUGGAGUAGACUUGGAGAAGGACAUCUACAGAGACUCGGACAGCAACUGAAGAAUGGACAGGCAUAUACUAAAUGUCUAGUCUGAUCCAAUCUGUCUUGAAGCAGACCAAUGAGGCAUUGCUGCCUGGAGACUGGUCUUUCAGAUGAUCAACAAAGUAGUCAUGGUGAGAGGGAGAGGAGAUCUGUGUCAUUCUGCGUUUGGAGAAGAUGCACUUCAAACUGUUCCUGAAACCCAGUCUGUCAUGCCUGGCUACGCGAGUCCUCCCGACGUGUUUCCCAGUCCUUUGCAAACUGGUACCCAUGGAACCAUCCCUGUCGUGUUUUACAGCAAUAAAGAAUCGCCAGUAGAGCGGUAGUACUGGGCAAGCGAGCGCCGGGCUGUGUCCCUCCUGCACUAAUUGCUUGGGUCGUCAGCCUUCUUGUCGGUCCAAGCCUUAACGUUU
Messenger RNA from Grus americana (Whooping crane), 2067 nucleotides. RefSeq names its product solute carrier family 22 member 13-like. Gene Ontology annotation, cellular component: membrane. Gene Ontology annotation, biological process: transmembrane transport. The transcript is spliced from 10 exons. Gene Ontology annotation, molecular function: transmembrane transporter activity. The record is from RefSeq and is a predicted model, not a curated record. The coding region runs from base 31 to 1674 and encodes 547 amino acids. NCBI's taxonomy places the organism in Eukaryota, Metazoa, Chordata, Aves, Gruiformes, Gruidae.